AUGAAUAGCAACAGUUACAACACUCGGAACCACCCUAACAACCGCAAUAGUCGCUAUAAUGAUCGGAACCGUGGGAAUCACCAAAGCAACAGAGUAGAGCACCCCACUUGUCCUAAAUGCUCGAAAAGACACCCGGGAGAAUGCCAAGCCAGCACCAAAAUAUGUUUCAAGUGUGGUCAGACAGGACAUCUAAGAAUAGAUUGCCCACAAUGGAAAUCGGGACAGAACAGUAAUAGCAAUCUGGUGCUAGCACGGGUUUUUGCCUUAACUCAGAAAGAAGCAGCCAACAGCAACGCUCUAGUCACGGAUCAGCUCCUUAUAUCUGGUAUGAUUUGCAGAGUCCUUAUUGAUUCAGGAGUGACUUACUCCUAUGUUUCCAUGAAUAUGAUUGAUAAGUUGGGUAUGCCUUGUAAACUGUUUGAACAUCGUUUUAGUGCAAUGUUACCGUCAGGAGAGAUGAUGUUGUCAACUAGGUGGUUGCAAUUAGCACCUAUAAUAAUAGAGGGCAGGGAGUGCUCGACAGACCUUAUAGAACUAAGUAUACCAGAUUAUGAUGCCAUACUUUGCAUGGAUUGGCUAUCCAAACAUGGAGCGAUGAUUGACUGUUGGAAAAAGACUGUGGAGUUCAGACUAGAAGAAGGAGAAAUAUUUUCUUUUAAAGGAAAAGUAGCGGGCUUUCGUACACCCAUAAUAUCGACACUAAGCACGGAAUAUGAUGCAACAUGA
Humulus lupulus (European hop) is the source of this 726-nucleotide messenger RNA. RefSeq lists its product as uncharacterized. The record is from RefSeq and is a predicted model, not a curated record. The coding region runs from base 1 to 726 and encodes 241 amino acids. The transcript has a single exon. Gene Ontology annotation, molecular function: zinc ion binding; nucleic acid binding. Lineage: Eukaryota; Viridiplantae; Streptophyta; Magnoliopsida; Rosales; Cannabaceae.